Molecule: messenger RNA, 1632 nt
Organism: Purpureocillium lilacinum
Lineage: Eukaryota; Fungi; Ascomycota; Sordariomycetes; Hypocreales; Ophiocordycipitaceae
Biological process (GO): transmembrane transport
Cellular component (GO): membrane
Molecular function (GO): transmembrane transporter activity
Source: RefSeq, a predicted model, not a curated record
AUGCGGUCAACACGAGAGACUGUGCCGCUUCUGCGCGGGCGGCAGCAGGCCCAGCUAUUGCCCCAGCUCAGCGCUGCCUCGCGGUUCCAGGCCCGCCGGCCGCGCACGAUCGUCGCUCUUCUGGCGUUUAUGGUGUUUUGCGUCUCUGCGAGUGGGACGCUCGCCAGCGUGCCGCAGACGCAGCUCCUCGAGGAUAACAUCUGCAGGCGGUACUACGACAGCGGCGUGCAUGAAGCGGCCAGCGAUGGUGCCAUUGACGAGAGACUGUGCAAGGCUGCGCCAGUGCAGUCCAGGCUGGCGUAUCUUGAUGGCUGGCGCGGCAUGAUUGAGGCCAUCGUCGGUCUGUUCAUGGCUUUCCCGUACGGAGCUCUCGCAGACAAAAUCGGCCGGAAGCCCAUCAUCCUGCUCUCCCUCGUCGGCUUCACCCUCUCCGGGGCGUGGGUCGCCGGCGUUCUCGCCCUCGGCCAGGCCGUUCCGGUGCAGCUCGUCUUGUUCUCUCCAGCCUUUUUCGUCAUCGGCGGUGGCAGCUGCGUGGUGGUGUCGGCGCUCUACUCUGCGGUUUCCGACGUUGCAGAUGAGGACACGAGGGCAACCUCGUUCCUCAUGAUCUCUUUUGGCGGCCUUUCCGGGGGCUUCGUCGGCCCCGUCGUCUCCUCGGCGCUGAUGCAAAUGUCGUCGCCGUGGACGCCCUUGCUGGUGAGCUUCGCGGCCAUGCUCCUGGGAGGGGCCGUCAUGGCGUUCGUGCCCGAGACGAUGCCGCCUCGCAAGGAGGACCCGGACGACGAGCCGCCGAUGCUCGACACGACGGGGUCCAUGAUCCGGCGACACCUGCGCCACUCGGCGGCGCAGCUCGAGGAGUCGCUCAGCAUCCUGCGUCAGCCGGCGCUAGUCAUCGUCCUCGUCGCCUUCCUAUCGCCCGUGCCUAUGGCCAUUGCCAUGAGCCAGCUGUUCGCGCAGUACGUCAGCAAGCGCUUCGACUGGUCGCUCGCCUCGGCGGGCUACCUUCUCUCCGUGCGCGGCAUCGUCAACAUCCUGGUCCUGCUCGUGGUCGUGCCGGGCCUGUCGAGACUACUCCUCUCGCGGGUCGUCUUCCGCAAGGGCCUGUCUGCGACGGGCAAGGACCGUCUCCUCGCGCAGCUCUCCGCCAUUGUCAUGACGCUCGGCUGCCUACUCAUAGCCGGCAACAGCAUCGUGCAGGUCGUUGGCGGGCUGGUCAUCAACACGCUCGGCGCGGGCCUCCCGCCGCUGGUGCGCUCCCUGGCGGCCAACUUUGUCGACAGCCAGAACACGUCCAAGCUGCAGACGCUCAUCGGCAUCACCGAGGCGGUGAGCUCGCUGUUCGCGGGGCCGGCCCUCGCGGGGUUGUUCUCCGCGGGCAUGGCGCGCGGGGGCGCGUGGAUGGGCCUGCCGUACGCGUGCCUGGCGGUGUUUCUGGCCGUCACGACGAUGCCGCUGUUCCUGCUGAGGAUUCCGGCGGGGGAGUGCGCUGAUGCGCAGAGCAUGUCUGAGAGCGGGAGUAUUGCGUGUAUUCGGGGCGUGGAUGGGGAGUGUCUGCUGGGGUUCCGCUGUGCGGCGCAUGUGCCCCUGGAAGACUAUCCGGCGAGGAUGCCGGGGCGGUCGACAUACCGUUAA